Molecule: messenger RNA, 456 nt
Organism: Oppiella nova
Lineage: Eukaryota; Metazoa; Arthropoda; Arachnida; Sarcoptiformes; Oppiidae
Source: the annotation of a GenBank genome assembly
AUGUGGAGCACAGUAGUUCCCAUUCAAUCUGUUUCCACUAUCACCGACUCGUUCCUCAACUCUUCGCAACAGUUUAUAGUCCACGCGUCGGACAACACGGGCGAUGGCGACGACUCGCAGAUGGGAAUGGGAUCACACGACGAACACUCGGACAACGGCGAUGGCGACAAAGUGGAGCCACUGCGAGAACAGGACCGCUUCCUCCCCAUCGCGAACGUGGCGCGCAUUAUGAAGGAAGCGAUUCCCAAGUCCGGGAAGAUUGCCAAAGACGCCAAAGAGUGCGUCCAGGAGUGUGUCUCGGAGUUCGUGUCGUUCAUCACGUCGGAGGCUAGCGAUCGAUGCCAUCAGGAGAAGCGUAAGACCAUCAACGGCGAGGAUAUACUGUUCGCGAUGUCGACGCUGGGCUUUGAUAACUAUGUGGAUCCGUUGAAGUUGUAUCUCCAGAAGUAUAGAGAG